AAUUAAAAAUAAAUUAUAAAAAUUUUUAAAAGUUCUUAAAUCUUUCAAAGUAAAAAAUUUGAAAAAAUUAAUUUAGUCAAUCAAUAUUGGUAAUUAUUAAAAAUUUUAUAUUAAAAAAGAAAAAAAAAAUUGAAGAAAGGAAUUAAAUUCCAUAUUUCAUUUUCAAAAAAAAAAGGCAAAAAAAAUUAAAGAAAAGGACUUUGAAAAUAUUAAGUUUUUUUGAAAAAAUAAUGUCCGGUAGCAAUUCUAAUUCCGUUAUUUGUGAGGAAGUAUUUUUUGAUGGAUAUCAGCCUUCUACGGACGAAAUAAAAGAUUAUGCACUAAAAAUUGGCAUUGAUCCAGCUAAAGAACCACAUUUACUGUAUUUGGCUCGCGAAGGAUUAUUACAAGCAUUGCCACCAGAUUGGAAAAUUUGUUAUAACGAUCAAUUACACGCUCAUUAUUAUUAUAACGUUAAAACAAAAAUAACACAGUGGGAACAUCCAUUAGAUGAUUAUUAUAAAGAAUUAGUUGAGCAAGCACGUCAAAAAUUAGCAACAACACCAACUUCAGGUUCAACAAUUGAUAUAUCUGAGGAUGCAUCACAAUUAGAUUCUGGUAUAAGAAGUCUUCAAUUAAAUGAAGAACUUGAAUUACAUAAUUCAAAUUUUAAUUUAAAUAAUGAUACAACAAAUAAUACAACAAUAACAACAUCAUCAUCAUCAUCAUCAGCUUCUGCAUCAUCAAUUCAUAGUGGCAGUAGUAGCAGUAAUAAUAGUUCACAUCAACAAAAAAUGAAUGCUUUAGGAAGCGCAAAUCAAAAAUUUUUAGAAACAAAAAUUAGUUCAAAUCCAUUUCAUCAUUCACAUUCAUCACCAUCGAUUGGUCUUAAUUUGAAACCGCUUAAAACAUCACGAUUUGAAGUUGUUAAAACAAAUCCACAAAUUAGUUUAGAUAUGAAAAUGAAUACAUCAAAUAGUGGUGUUAUUAUAAGUGGUAUUAAUAAUGUUAAUACUAAUUUAGAUCAAUCGGAUGGAAUAACAAAUACUGGUAUAAAUAAUGACAGUUCGGAACCAGAACGUAAAGGUUUUCAAAUAUCAGGAAUGGGUGCAAUGUUUUUAAAAUCAAAUUCAAGAAUUAAAACAAGUUAUGAUAUUAGAUCAUCUCCAAGUAAUAGUUCAAUAAAUGGUAAUAAUUCAAGUAAUGGUAUAGUUAAAGGUAUUUUAAGAGAUGGUGAUAUUAGAAGAAGAUUAAAAGAAGAAGAAAAUAGUAGCAAUGAUAUACAUUUACAAUUAAUUGGUCUUUCAAAUACUAGUAAUAAUAGUAGUACAGAUGACAAAAAGAGUGUUCGUUUUAAUUUAGAUGAUAUUAAAAUGCGUUCACCAGAAGAUGAACAAAGUAGUUCUAGAAAAUUUACCCAUAGCCCUGAAGUAUCUGAUAAUUCUGAAGAAGAUGGUAAUGACCCAUGGGAUUUUAAUGAAGAAGAUGAUAAUUUUAUUGAAGAAAAGCAUGUUAAAGAAGUUAAAGUAACUCCAAUUAAAGAUAAUGUAACAAAUUCAGUUUCAGGAACAAUAAAUAUUCAACCACAAACAAUUAAGUUAACAAAACCAUUAAUGAAAUCAUCAUCAGUUGAUAGCAGCAAUAAUUCAAUUAGCAUAGGUAAUACAAUAUUUAAAAGUAAUUUAGGUGAUAAAACAAAUCCAUCUGUUCUAGAAAAAUUAAAAGGUAAAAAUUUAGUUAAACCACUUUAUGAAGAUACUGAUUCCGAUUCAAAAGGUAGUUCAAUUUUAAGUUUUGUAAAACAUGAUGAAUAUUCGGAUUUAUUGAAAAAGGAUACUAUUGAAUUAGAAGAUCUAUCAAGAGAGCACAAUGAAAAUUUAGAAAAAUUGAAAAAAAAAUUGAAGGAAGAAUUAGAAGAAGAAAAAGAAAAAUUACAAGAUGAAAUGAGACUGACCUUGGAAAAGAUGAAAAAUGAUUACUUGAAAGAUAAUGAAAAAAAAUUCACAGAAUUUAAGAAUACAUCAAAAAAUAAUAAUGAAGAAUCUCUUGACUCUAAAAUCGCCAUUAAUCAAAAAUUAUUAAAGGAAGAAAAUGAUAGAUUAGAAAAAUCAUUAAAUGAUGAAAUUUUAGAAUUGAAAAGGCAGCACAAUGAGAAAUUAAAACAGAUUGAAACGGAAUAUGACAAUCAGUUGGUAGCAGUUAAACAGCAAUUUGAAGAAGAAAAUAAUCGUAAAUUAGAAGAGUAUAGAUUAAGUUUAGAAAAACAAUUUGAGCCAAAACGUAACGAUAUUUUGCAUGAACAUAAGGUUGCCGUUGAUAUUUUGCAAAAAAAUCAUGCUGAAAUGUUACAAGAAUUGGAACGUGAUCUAAAGAGUGAGGAAGAAAUUUUGAAAAAGGAACACAUUACAAAACUGAAUGACAUGAGGGAGAAAUUAUCACGAGAAAUGGAAUUGGAAAGGCAAAGAAUGCGUGAAUCUGGUGAAGAUCGACUUUAUGAAAAGAUUCGUUGUGAAAAACGUUUGUUAGAAGAUAAAUAUCGCUGUUUGAAAGACAAAUAUGGUCGUUUAAAAUCUGAUGUUAAAUUAUCUUUAGAAAGAAGAAAUCGUAGAAGAGAACAACUGGCAGCGCAACAACAACAACAACAGCAAAAUUUAACAAAUACAACUAAUACAACAACUGGUUCGGAAACUGAACGUUCACUAUCAAAUAAACCAUCUAUUGGUAAUAGUGAACUAAAGAGUCCAUCUAUUUCAACUUCGUAUCCGGAACAAUCAUCAGCAGUUGCAAUAAAUCCUUUAAGUUCAAAACCGCCAACAGUUGUCAUUACGUCCAAACAUUCUUCUUCAUUACAUCCAAGUAGAGAUUCUGAUCGAGAUGGUAAUCACAUUCGAGAGAGAUCAACUGAACGCCAAGCAAGAAAGAUGGGUAUUGCUUCGAAAUAUAUAAAACAUUUGCAAGUGCAUUAUCAGGAUGACACAACAUCAAUUAGCCAAUCAGAUACAACAAUAUCAAAUAAUUAUACACGCGGAAAAUAUCUUCCAGCUCCAUAUAGUAGUGAUAAUGGUAAUUCUGAUUCAGAGGCUUUUAUAGGAAAUCAAGAAAAUAAUAAUAAUAGUACUGGAGCAGGUGCUACUGCUACUGCAACAGCUGCCUCUAUACCACCAUCUGGCAAAGAUCGACAACGUAAAAAGCAAUUUUCUAGAACAAAAUCUGCAUCAACAUCACGGCUCAAUACGGAAAAUUAUAAAUCAGAUCGUCCAUGUACUCCUGUUGAAAAUCUUCGUCGUCAACUACAAAAACUUGAAGAUCUUGAAGAUCAAUUUCCAGAUAAUACACUGGAUGCUACUUACCAUUUACGUUAUCCAUUCUCUGAUAUUUCGAAUGACCAUGCUGGUACUAGUUCUGAACUGGAAUUUUUCAAGCAUCGAAUACAUUUGGAACGUGAUUCAGUUCGACGUGCAAAAGAAUCUUUACGAACUCAACGUACAAAUUUCCGUGCUCGACAACGUGAAAUCAAACAAAGGCAUAAACAAACAAAUACUCGUCAUAGUCUUGAUCAAUUAAUUCAAGAAGAAAAGGAAUUAACUGAAAUGGAAGUCAAUUUGCAUAGAACAAGAGCUUUACUUGGGGAAAAAGUUAUUCGUUUAAGACAUUUAGAACAAUCUUUACAGAGAAUCUAUGAAAAAGAUAAACAAACAAAUAUGGAUUUAUUACAUGUGGAAAAUAAAGAAGAUGCAACUUUAAGUGAUUUAUCAUCCCAUUCGAGUUCUGGAUUUAGUAGUACAGAUUUUGCAAGUGAUACAAAUGCUUUAUUAAAUCGACGUAAAGAAAUUUAUCAAGAUUCAUCGGAAGCUAUUAAAAAUUUAGAAAUUUUAAAUAUUGAAAUUAGAGAAAUUUUAGAUAUUAUAGGAAAGCAACAAAUUCACGGAGCAACUUAUAAUCCUCCAGAAUUCGAUUGGUCUACAGCUUUAUAUUCUACAACACCAAAUAAUGCUCAGCCAAUAAUAAAUACCCCAACUGCAGGAGCUAAUAAUCCAGCAAUACAUCAUAAUUUAUUUCAAACGCCACCAUCAAUUCCAACACUAUCAGAUCGUUUAGAAACUUAUCGUCAAUUAGCAGCUGGACGUGUACAAUCAUCAAUGGGUACAGCUAUGAUGGCAGCAAAUACAAUUGUAUCACAAAAUCCUCGUGCCGUUAAUUAUACAACUAGUUUAGUGGAAAGGACACGUGAUCUAAGGAAUUGGUUACGGCAAGCUAAAAAUGAACAUGAAAUUUUAUUAGGUGCUAAUCUUGGUAAUUUAUUAACAGCCAGCAGUGGUAUCGCUAAUGUGGGUCUCGGUAAUGUUAUCAGCGAUGGUACUGCUAGCAGUGGUGGUAGAACUGGUGGUGGCGGCGGUAUCAGUAGUGGUAUAGAUACUAUGUCAAAUCUUCAAACAAAUUUGUAAAAACAAAAGAGAAAAAAAAACUAAAAUUUGUGAAAAAUUUAAAAUUAUUUGUUUAAAAAUAUUUAACUUGCUAAAAGCAAAUUUCUUUUUGGUUAUUUUUUUUUAUUUUUUCUUAAUUUUAAUAUUCCCUAAUUUUA
Messenger RNA from Condylostylus longicornis, 4561 nucleotides. RefSeq names its product inner centromere protein A (gene Cep164). The coding region runs from base 231 to 4424 and encodes 1397 amino acids. NCBI's taxonomy places the organism in Eukaryota, Metazoa, Arthropoda, Insecta, Diptera, Dolichopodidae. The record is from RefSeq and is a predicted model, not a curated record. The transcript has 4 exons. Gene Ontology annotation, molecular function: protein binding.